Messenger RNA from Peronospora matthiolae, 336 nucleotides. NCBI's taxonomy places the organism in Eukaryota, Oomycota, Peronosporomycetes, Peronosporales, Peronosporaceae. The record is from the annotation of a GenBank genome assembly.
AUGCGAUGCGCGAGCAAAGCCGCCGAGAGCGCGGCCGCACGUCUCUGUGCGGACGCCGAAGCAGAAACCACAGCAACUGAUGUCUCAUCGGUUGCUGAAGCGACCCAGCCUAUUUCACUUGGUGAUGCAGACGCUGGUCAUGAAGACACUCUUGUCUUCACAGAGUACGAGCUCGGUGUCUCGUACUGUCCUGAUACGGAAGACGGAUCCGUAUCGACGGCGAUCGAAUCCAAGCCGCCUUCCAAGCGUGGCAUGGAUGAUGCUAUGUGUCGCAGCAUCUUUGGUUCAUCCGACAUUUCAGAUGAACCAUCGCCGAAGCGAAGGCGCUCGAAGUAG